This is a messenger RNA of Linum trigynum, 1009 nucleotides long. The record is from the annotation of a GenBank genome assembly. NCBI's taxonomy places the organism in Eukaryota, Viridiplantae, Streptophyta, Magnoliopsida, Malpighiales, Linaceae.
CCAAAAUUACCUUAUUGUCAUUUUCUAUUUGUUUGUCAUAUUUAUGAUAUGUACACAAAAUAAGGACAAUAUGUACGAAUAAACAUAAUGUUCCAUAAAAAUGUCAAAGGAAACUAGAAUGCAAGAAAGUGAUUAAUUAUAAUGUACAAUAGGAAAAUGUGAGGGCAACUUUGGAAUAUUAAAAGUUCAUGAGGGUAUAUAGGUAAAACCCAUCAUGGAUUUAUGACAUGUUCCAAAUUCCACAUCAAUAUGUGAGAUUUACAAGUCCGUGAGCUCCACGGAGUUGAACCCUUAAAAUCCAUGGGCCCCAAGGAUUUGGUACCUAAUUAAAGAGCAAGCAAACAAUAGAUUUUUAUUAAAUCCAUGAUGGAUUGGAUUUGGGUACCAAAUUUAUCAUUCAAAUCCACGAAACAAACGGCUCCUAAUAGCAGGCCCCCGUACCAUGGAUUUGGGUUUCAGUUGGUACCUGAACUUAUUAGAUUUUAAGAUUUAGUAGAUUCAAAUUUUUUACUUUGCAUAUAAGUCCUAAAAAUAUUGAUGGAAAAAUUCAUUUAAGCGAAAUGUCGCCCGGUAUUGUUCCAACCGGCGGUAGCCUGUUUUGCAAAGAAACGUCGCUGCCGUUUAUGAAAAAAGGAAAAAUAAAACAAAAUCACAUCCGAACUCAAAUCCCUAAUCACGGAUCGAAGAACUUCUUUUCUCAGCUUCACAAUGUCGCUCCUCUUCUCUUCUCCAACUCACCCGUGCCUCUGCGAGUGACGACCAGCAACGGCGGCGAGAUGGACGAGCUUGGCUGCUCGAGAAUGCCGCCGAGUCUCCUUCCCUGCCUCGACAUCCUUCGCUUGCUCCAGCCCAGCCCUGCCUCCGACGACUGGCUAGAAGGACGAGAUAAAAAACACUGUCGUGUUCUCCUAGUUCCCUCUCUUUCUCCCUAGUCCCGGCUGAGGUCGCCGCUCUUCUCUCAACCGCCGCUGUUUAAGAAAAUGAAGAGAAAGAAAGAAAUAGGAUUGGU